This is a messenger RNA of Adineta steineri, 2178 nucleotides long. The record is from the annotation of a GenBank genome assembly. NCBI's taxonomy places the organism in Eukaryota, Metazoa, Rotifera, Eurotatoria, Adinetida, Adinetidae.
AUGGCCACGCCAACUCCAGUGAAUAUUUUACCCUCAUAUCCUUCUUCCGGUAUACCUUUCAGUAUAUUUCGUCAAGAUCUUGAACAAUAUUCACUUUGUCAUAUGAAAGAUGAUGAUACUAAAACAUUUUUAUGGCAUCAAUUUAUGCUUGAUGUACUUUUUAACAUUCCUUGUUCACCCAUAGACAAUCAAAAUAUCAUUGAAGCGUCUCAUCGUGUAAAUGAAAUCGAUAUAAGUGAUUCUAUUAAUAUUAAACAAGCACAUAUUGAUGAAUUCUUAACGACGUAUACAUCGCCUAAAGCUAUAAAAUGGUAUACGAGAGAUUCAUUUCUAUAUCGUGCAUUUAACAAAGCAUGUCGAAUUGUGGAUAGUGAUUUGAUAAUACAAUUUCAUUCAUUUGUUAAAGAUCUUAGUAACCAAUUAGAACAUCUAUAUGUACAACAGAAGGAUAAAUUGUAUAGUAAACGACCAUUGACUGUGUAUCGUGGACAAGCAUUGUGGCAUAUUAAUGAAUUAAAGAAAUUUCGUGAAAGUAAAUCUGGUGAUCUUAUAGCAAUGAACACAUUUUUAUCGACAACAGUCAAUCGUGAUGUGGCUCUUGGUUUUAUUUUGGGCGCUGAUAAGAACACGUCUGUGAUGCUUCAAAUUACAAUCAAUGACGAGGUAAAAAAUGAUACUCGAACUCAAAUAUUUGCUGACAUUAAGCAAUUUAGUGACUAUGAAGAUGAAGAAGAAAUUCUCUUUGGUAUGUCCACUGUUUUCAAGUUUAUUUCUAUUGAGGAUACAGAUUAUUGUAUGAUAGUCAAUUUGGAAUUAACCGAUUGUAAAGCAGAUGAAAAUGUAAACAGAUUGAUGAAUGAAGUUAAAAGUCAUUUAUAUGAAAUAUCUGGUAAACAAAUUCCAUUUUAUAUAUUUAAACAAUUAUUCACAACAACUUCUCAUGGCCAUUUUAGAUCAUUUACAGAACUAAUAAAAUUUGUUCUUGCUGAUUUAACACACGAAUUUGUUAUCAAUAUCUACAAAAAAGAAUGUCGAAUGAAAGAACUUAUUGAUUCAGAUAAUAAUUUACUUGAAUUCAUUAAUAAAACAAAUUAUGAUAUAAUUCGUUCUAGUGAAAGAUCAAUUUGUUUUUUAUUCGAUAUACUCAAUCGAUUUCUUUAUUCUUCAAACAAAACUAAACAAGAACAAAUCUCAUUUAAUUUGAAUGAUAAAAUAUGUUUAUUUUGUUUCGGAGGAUUUUUAUUUCUUAUUGGUGAAUCCAAUAAAAGUAUUCGAUAUUUUGAAAUACUCUUAAAAAAUGACUGGAUUGAUAACGAAUUGAAAGUAUUAAUCUAUACAUUAUUCGGUGCAGGUCCUACAGGAAUCGAAGAAAAAGAAUUAGCAUCAAAAUAUUUUUCACAUGCAUUACAAUCAUUUGAAUCAUCUACACAAACGUCGUUUAUGCCAUCUUCUCAUCCUCAUCCUCAUACAUUAGAUGAUCCCGAUCAACAAGGAAAUGAAAUCUUAUUAAAUAUCCAACAAUCAUUUCUACAAAAUAAACAAUUUGAUAAUGACAUCAAUGAAAAAAUCCGUUUAUUAAUUUUAGGUAAUAGAUUUUCCGAAGAACAAAAAUUAAAUGAUGCUCUUAAUCAUUGGGAAGAAGCAUUAGAAAUAAUAUCUUCGAUACCUUUUACAAUUGGAAAUGUUUUUAAUGGAAUUAUUUAUUUACAAAUGGCAACUGUAUAUUGUCGUUUAAAUAAAACAUCGGAAGCUUUAAAUUUUAUGGAAAAGGGUUUAGAAUAUAUGAAAUCUUAUUAUCCAUCAACUCAUAGAAUGUUUGCUACUUUUUAUUUUCUAUAUGGAUAUUUUCUAAUACAAAAUCAAAGAUCUUCACAAGCAAUUAAAUAUUUAGAAAAAGCAUUAGUAAAUCCAUAUUUUUCCACCAAUAAAGAUUUUCUCGUUGCUGUUUAUAGUUUAUUAGUAAUGGGUAGCAUACAAUCCGGUAAUAUUAAUUGUGCAGAAGAAUAUUGUUACAAAGCUCUUCAAUAUCAAUCAUCAACAAAUUCUACGAAUAUGAUUUCUAUUUUCCUCGAAGGAUUACCACACAUAAAAAUGAUGGUUGAUGCUCAAGGUACAGAUUAUGCACAGCAGAUUAUUGGGAUGAGUUUACAACUUGGUCAACAAAUGCUUUCGAAAAUA